Neocloeon triangulifer is the source of this 1583-nucleotide messenger RNA. RefSeq names its product segmentation protein Runt (gene run). Gene Ontology annotation, cellular component: nucleus. Gene Ontology annotation, biological process: regulation of DNA-templated transcription. The record is from RefSeq and is a predicted model, not a curated record. The coding region runs from base 39 to 1226 and encodes 395 amino acids. Gene Ontology annotation, molecular function: RNA polymerase II cis-regulatory region sequence-specific DNA binding; ATP binding; DNA-binding transcription factor activity, RNA polymerase II-specific. Lineage: Eukaryota; Metazoa; Arthropoda; Insecta; Ephemeroptera; Baetidae. The transcript has 4 exons.
CGACGCGAGCGGACGCGCACCUCUCUUCUCAAGGGUAAAUGCAUCUGCCGGUGUCCGACGGCCACCCCAUGCCUAACGCCGACUCCGAAGCCAAGGCCAUGACCGCGCACACCGACCUCGCCACCGAGCUCGGCUACGCCGGCAUCCAAGAGCUGCUGUCCGAGCACCACGGCGAACUCGUCCAGACCGGCAGUCCCGGAUUCCUGUGCUCGGUGCUGCCCAACCACUGGCGCUCGAACAAGUCGCUACCUGUGGCGUUCAAGGUGGUCGCCCUGGACGACGUCGCCGACGGCACCAUGGUCACCAUCAACGCUGGCAACGACGAGAACUACUGCGCCGAACUCAGGAACUGCUCGGCCAUCAUGAAGAACCAGGUGGCCAAAUUCAACGACCUCAGAUUCGUAGGCAGAAGUGGCAGAGGGAAGAGUUUCACACUAACUAUCACAGUCAGCACCUUGCCUCUCCAGAUUGCCACGUACUGCAAAGCCAUCAAGGUGACUGUCGAUGGGCCCAGAGAACCCAGAACAAAAUCAAUGCAUUUCCUGCCAGGUCAGCAUCCCGGAGCCUUCGGGCCCUUCUCCAUGGUGCCCUCGCAGUGGCUCGACCCUGCCUAUGUGGCCGCCUACAAUUGGGAUUACAUUCGCAGAACCACCGUGGCUGAAUUCUGCAAACUGCCUGGGGUCAUACAGCCGCCGUCGUUUAUGAAAGGCGGUGCUGAAAUGAGACCUAACGAUUUCUACCUCGGCCAACCUGGCGCUUUCCCACCACAUUACAUGCCCCCUGGCGCCCUGCUGCCCUACCCACCCCCACCAGACCCGGCAACCCUUGUACAGCCCGCUGGAGCCAGUCCCUUGACCUCGAGUUCGCCACCCUCGCAGGCAGCAACCAGCACGUCCCUUUCGCCCGCACCCCUACUGCCAGCACCUAGCAGCCUCCUCAUCAAACGACCCCUCUCGCCUUCCUCUUCACCCCUGAACUCGAACAAAUCCAGUUCCCCAACCUCUUCGGAGCAACAGGAGAGUGUAAGGUCUGCAUUCCAACAAGUAAAGCCCUCUGCGUCCAAAGUGCAGGUGUCGCCACCCCUCACAGCAUCCUCCAGCUCGCCCAAGGGCGAGGAAGAAAAAGCUGCAGCCAAAGUGAAAUCAGACAGUACUGUUAUCAAAAGUGGUUGCGGCCCCACGCCGAGUAAUUUGGCGACGCACAAAACCGUCUGGAGGCCGUACUGAGAGACAAAGCUGGAAGCAAAAAUCGAGUGAUAUGUAAAUAAAAACAAACAACUCCCAUGAUAUGUGCAGUAUUUUGACUGAAAAUAGUGUACAGCGUGUAGCGAAAGAAAGAAAGAAAGUAAGUGCAAUGAGCAGAGCUUUUGGUCCAAAUAAUUAUAAUAGCUGCAGCCGAAAUGUAUGUGCGCGACUUGUUGUUUGAUUGCACCUUGUAUGAAUACAGUAUGCAUACUUGUCAUGUAGGUAUUUUUGUAAUUUAUGCUGUGUACAGUAUGCAUUAUAUACAGAAAAAGAGUCAAUAAGAAUAUUACCCAAAGAAAUUCAAUAUAUUAGAAAAUUGAGAAAGAGGAAAAUUGGUCG